CCCCCCCUCUCAAUAAAUCAUCAAUCUCAGUAAUCAAUGAAUUUCAAUUAAUCAUUCAAGUUUCAAAAUUCAAAAUUUCAACUUUUAUCUUCGGCUCAAAAUUUUCAGUAAAUCCUCAAACAAAUCUCAAUCCAGCCCUCACAAAAAUAUCAAAUUACAAGACAUCCUCAUCAAAAUGCGUGAAAUUGUUUCAAUUCAAGUUGGUCAAUGCGGCAAUAAAGUUGGUGAAAGGUUUUGGGAGAUAAUCUCGGAAGAGCACAACAUCAAUCGAUGUGGACAUUUUUAUGGCAAUAGUAUACUUCCAUAUCAACGUCUCAGUGUCUAUUAUGAUUCCGGUCCAAAAGACAUUUUUGUUCCGCGUGCAGUUUUAUGUGACUUGGAAGCAGCAUCGUUAAAUCAAAUAAAAUGCAGUCAGUAUGGACGAAUCUAUAAUCCUGACUGUUUUGUCAUUGGACGAUGUGGUGCUGGAAAUAAUUGGGCGAGAGGUCAUUACACGGAAGGUGCUGAACUUAUGGAUUGUGUUUUGGAUGCGACGAGACGACAAGUAGAAUGUUGUGAUUGUCUACAAGGAUUCCAGUUGAUGCAUUCGAUCGGAGGUGGAACUGGAAGUGGAAUGGGAAGUUUACUAAUGCAUAAGCUAAAGGACGAGUAUCAAGAUCGAAUUGUCAACACAUAUUCAGUAAUUCCAUCAGCAAAGGUCUCCGAAACUGUAGUCGAACCAUACAAUGCAGUUUUGACAUUGUGCGAAAUGAUUAAUGGCUCGGAUGAAGCUAUUUGUAUUGACAAUGAAGCACUUUUCGACAUUUGUUAUCACACAUUGAAAAUUUGUAAUCCAGCACUUGGCGAUCUCAAUCAUUUAGUUGCCAUGACAAUGGCUGGUAUUACAACAUGCUUUCGAUAUCCAGGACAAUUAAACACCGACCUACGCAAGCUAAUGACAAAUAUGUGUCCAUUUCCAAAUCUUCAUUUCUUCAUACCCGGCUUUGCACCACUCGCGUCAAAAUGCAGUGAAUUAUAUCGAAAAGUAACAACUUCUGAUUUAGUCUCACAAUUAUUCGAUUGUCGGAAUCAAAUGGCUGCAUUCGAUCCAAACGAAGGUCGAUAUUUAACAUGUGCUGCCAUUUUUCGUGGUCUUGUCUCAACAAAAGAAAUCGAUCAACAAUUGUUGGCGAUACAGGAGAAGAAUAGAGACUCAUUCGCAAAGUGGGUACCGAACAAUAUAAAGACAGCAAUUUGUGACAUUCCACCGCGUGGAUUGAAAUUAUCAGCAACAUUCAUUUCAAAUACAACAGCUAUACAAUUUCUAUUUGAACGACUAUUAUGUCAAUAUCGAUCAAUGUUUCAGAAGCGUGCAUUCAUUCAUUGGUAUACGGGUGAAGGAAUGGAUGAGCAAGAGUUUAGCGCUGCUGACGAUAGUAUUGUGAGUUUAAUUGAAGAAUAUAAGGCGUGUGAAGUAGAUUGUGAUGAGGAUGAUUGUGAUAAUGAUCAGGAUGAUACGUGUGUGGAUGAGGAGAGCUCCUGUGUUAAUCAUUGAAUUUUUUUUUUAAUUUGGAAUGUUUUUUGUAAGGAACCUUAGAGCUAUGUCUAGAUCUAUAAAUAUAUUUUUUGGACAAUUUUCCAAUUUUAAGCUCAACAGAAU
Molecule: messenger RNA, 1639 nt
Organism: Chironomus riparius
Lineage: Eukaryota; Metazoa; Arthropoda; Insecta; Diptera; Chironomidae
Source: the annotation of a GenBank genome assembly